This is a messenger RNA of Fomitiporia mediterranea MF3/22, 2004 nucleotides long. RefSeq names its product hexokinase. Gene Ontology annotation, cellular component: cytosol; mitochondrion. Gene Ontology annotation, molecular function: glucokinase activity; D-glucose binding; fructokinase activity. The coding region runs from base 155 to 1750 and encodes 531 amino acids. The record is from RefSeq and is a predicted model, not a curated record. Gene Ontology annotation, biological process: glycolytic process; glucose 6-phosphate metabolic process; intracellular glucose homeostasis. The transcript has 14 exons. Lineage: Eukaryota; Fungi; Basidiomycota; Agaricomycetes; Hymenochaetales; Hymenochaetaceae.
CGCGCGGCCGCUGCCGAUCGCCCAGUCCAUAGCGUUGAUCACACAGCUCUGCCCUAUCGCGCGUCAUCUCUCUCUCCUUGCCUCUCCCCAUCCAAGCGUCGCCGUCGUCCUUCAACCCCGCCUGUAGCAUACAUUCAGCUCGACUCGUCCCACAAUGCCGGCCUCACGACGCGGAAGUGGCAGCGUCACCCUCCCCUCGGGUCAGACACUCGCCAUACACACCCGUACUCAGGAUGAGGAGGACCUGCCCCAUGCCACCAAAAAGACUAUGGCCGAUCAUCUGCGCAAGUAUGAGCAGCUCUUCACGCUUACCCCACAGCGCAUGCGCAUGAUCACAGAGGCCUUCAGCGAGAUACUCGACAAUGGUCUCAAGAAGCAUGGUCAAGUCGUUCCCAUGAUUCCGACCUUCGUAUUUGGCUGGCCUACGGGCGAAGAAGUCGGUGAUUAUCUCGCGCUAGAUCUUGGUGGUACGAAUCUUCGCGUCUGUCUUGUCUCGCUCCAGGGAAACGGCAAGUUCGAGAUUACCCAGACCAAAUACCGUCUCACCGAGGAACAAAAGCACGAUGACGGCGAGAAACUCUUCGAUUUCUGCGCAGAGUGCCUGGCAACCUUCAUCGUGACCAACAUGGCAAGUGUGUGCGAACCUGGCGCCAAUGUAUCCGUGGAAGGAGAAGAACCGAAGAAGGUGGAGGUGACGGCGACAGAGUCAAGUGGACAUGCCGAGGGCUUGUUGCAGCCUGGCCAGGAAUUACCUCUUGGCUUCACAUUCUCUUACCCAUGCGACCAGGAACGCAUCGACCAUGGCGUACUCAUUCGUUGGACGAAGGGCUUCGGCGCACCGAAUACGGAAGGGCACGAUGUUGCUGAGAUGUUCCGUAAGGCCAUCGAAAAGCGCAACCUUCCCAUAAAAAUGACAGCACUCAUCAACGACACGACUGGAACACUUAUUGCAUCGCAUUAUGUCAAUCCACGUACGAAGAUUGCGGUCAUCUUCGGAACGGGAUGCAAUGCAGCGUACAUGGAACAUGUCAAAGACAUCACGAAGAUCAAUAAUCUGGGGUUAGACGGGGACGCACAAGGACCUGCAGCAGAAAUGGCAAUCAAUUGUGAAUGGGGUGCAUUUGAUUCGCAUGCACACGAACACCUGCCGAGGACGAAGUAUGACCAGAUCGUGGAUGAGACAUCCAACAAACCAGGUGAACAAGCCUUCGAGAAACUCAUUUCUGGUCGUUACCUCGGCGAAAUCUUACGGCUUGUUAUCUGCGAGCUUAUUGACGAAGGAGUACUGUUCUUGGGGCAGAACACAUACAAACUCGAGAAGCCGUACUGUUUCGACACAGCAUUCUUGUCGUUGAUGGAGAGUGAUCCGACAGACGAGCUACUUAUGAUCAUCGGUAUCUUCACGCAUUUCUUCGCAUUGGAGACGACUCUAGCCGAAAGGCAGUUCUUCCGUGCACUGGCACGACUCGUUGGUCGCCGUGCGGCGCGUUUGAGUGCCUGUGGUAUUGCCGCGAUCGUCACUAAGAUGGGGUACCUUGAUGAGGGGUGCAGUGUUGGUGCGGACGGGUCACUGUACAACAAAUAUCCUGGCUUCGCAGAUCGUGUGCACGAAGGCUUAGUUGACAUUUUCGGUGACAAGGGCCGCAAUAUCAUCACACACCACGCUGAGGAUGGUAGUGGCGUUGGGAGUGCGAUCAUUGCUGCUAUGACGAAAGCACGCAAGGAUGCCGGAAUCUAUCCACACGUCUAAAGUCCUUCGCUCCCUGGCUUCUCUCACAGUUCUACUGCUGCAUACUGCUUGCUUUACCUAUACCCGACGCUCCGGAUGAGCGUCGUGUGCAGUGUGCGGGCAUCAUUAAAACUACGUUCCAAUCUUUCGUUUCUUAAACUUGUUUUUUUUACCUUUCUGUAAAGGUAUCGGGACGCUGAAGGCCCUGUGUAAAGUAGCGAAUAAGUGCAAAGAAAUGAAUAACCUAUAGAUGUGAAUCUGAAACUUCAUAAAUG